This is a messenger RNA of Rotaria sp. Silwood2, 900 nucleotides long. The record is from the annotation of a GenBank genome assembly. NCBI's taxonomy places the organism in Eukaryota, Metazoa, Rotifera, Eurotatoria, Philodinida, Philodinidae.
AUGUAUUUCAUUAUUAUUUUAGAAAAAAUUAAGAAAAAUUUGCUUUUUUUUGCACCUGAAUUUAUUUUUGUUAUCUUAGGUAAAUAUGAUAAAGUAGAAGAAUAUUACAAACGUGCUAUUGAAAUAUAUAUAAAACAUUACGGUAAAAAUGAUCCAAAUGUUGCUAAAACAAAAAAUAAUCUUGCAUCGGCAUAUUUACGUGAAGGAAAAUAUAAAUUAGCAGCUGAAUUAUAUCAAGAAGUUUUAUCAAGUGAACAAUGUCAAAAUUCAACUAAUAAUUUAAAUACAACAUCGGUUUCAAUUCGAGAUGGUUCAACAGUAAUGACAACAUUAAAAAAUCUUGGAGCACUGUGUCGUCGACAAGGUUUCUAUGAACAAGCUGAUUAUAUUGAAUCAUGUGCAACAAAAUCAACUCAAGAUCCAGAAGCUAUCAAUCGUGCUUUACAUAUUUUACGACAGUUACGUAUCUAUGAUGAUAUUAAUCAAGGCACAAUGCGACGUGCUCAACAACAGCCACCUCCACAAGAAUAUGGACGAUUGCGUCGUAGUGGUUCAUUUCAAAAAUUACGACAAAGUAUUCGACGUGGUUCAGAAAAACUUGUACAAAAACUGCGUGGAACAUCGUCAACUGGUUGGAACAAUCAAUCAUUAAAUUCUUCACAAUAUCAACAACAAGAACAACAACAACAGCAGCAACAAGAUGAUAAUAAUAAUUAUGGUCCAAUGAAACGUGCGUCAUCGUUAUCCGUUUUAAAUAAUGUUCCAUUACAACAACAACAAAUAAACAGACCAUUGACGACGACAACCAAUUCAGUCGAACAACAGAAUAAUCCUUCAUUUAAACAACAAUAUCCAUCGACAUUUGGUGGUCGAUUGGCCAGUGCUGAAAAUCUUCAUUGA